AUGAAGUACUUGUUUUCAUACUCGGCCGUCACGGCUCUGCUGGAGGCCUCAUUGGUCCUCCAGGCCGCGGCUGUUGCAAUUCCCCUGAAAUUGGAAGCGCGGGGCUUUCAAUUCGAGAAUGUCUUUGCCUUCGGGGAUUCUUACACUACAAAUGGCUUCAACGACCACGGGCCCCAGCCAAAGGCGGAAAACGUUAUCGGGAACCCUAAUUUCCCUGGCGAAACUACAACCGGGGGUAUCAAUUGGCCUGAAUUUCUGGUGACGGCCGUCAGGAACUCCCCAGCGCUUCUUUACGACCUUGCCGUUUCGGGAGCAACAGUUGACAACACCUUCGUCGCUGCGUCAACUGGAGUCUCCACAUUCGUACAGCAGGCGGCUUCGUUCGUCUCGACAUACGGACCAAAUACCGCGGGAGCAGGCGUGUGGACCAGCGACAACUCGCUGUUCACCGUGUGGUUUGGCAUCAACGACAUCAACGCUGGCUAUAAAAACUCGAAUUACGAAACCCUAGUGCACACAGUCAUUAAGAACUACUUUGACCAGGUGACGAAUCUCUACAACUCUGGUGCAAGGCACUUCGUGUUCCUCGGCGUGCCUCCCAUUCAGCGCACACCGCAAUUCAUCUCCCAGGGAUCGGCGGCCCAAGAUGCCGUGACCAACGCCAUUGCUUAUUACAACCAACUUGUCCAGGACGGAGCAAAUGAUUUCAAAAACGCCCACGCUGACGCUGCGGUCUCCUACCUCGACACAAUUCCCGUUUUUGACCAGGCGUUGAACAAUCCUACUGCUUAUGGCUCCCCCGAUGCAGUCUGCUACAACUCCGACGGAACGUCUUGUUUGUGGUGGAACAACUUCCACCCUGGCCAAGCCAUUGAUAAGCUGGUAGCAGAGGCGGUCGCUGAUCUCAUUAAGGGUUAA
This is a messenger RNA of Penicillium chermesinum, 918 nucleotides long. Its product is annotated as SGNH/GDSL hydrolase family protein. The record is from RefSeq and is a predicted model, not a curated record. Lineage: Eukaryota; Fungi; Ascomycota; Eurotiomycetes; Eurotiales; Aspergillaceae. Gene Ontology annotation, molecular function: hydrolase activity, acting on ester bonds. The transcript is spliced from 2 exons. The coding region runs from base 1 to 918 and encodes 305 amino acids.